CGAAGUCCCCGGAUGGAAAGCGUAAUGGCCGCCAAUAGUGACUCGUCGGACUAUGGAGACGGGCAAGGUUUUUUUGAUACAUCUUCCUGUUGAAUUUGUCUUCUCAUCAGCCUUGCAUUUAUCCCCUUCAUCUGUUGGGAAAGAAAAACAUUACAGGCUACUGAAGAAUGGAAUUGUAGCCUUUCCUUAAAGAAUUACAGAUGAAUUAAUACAUGGGGAGGUAUACCUAGUUGGAAAAAACUGGCACUCUGGAAAUAUUUCAGCACAAGGACAAAAAGCACAGUAUACUAAAGGACAAAACAUAGUAUACUAAAAUAUUUUUUUAAAAAUGUCUUUUGAACAGGAACAAUCCUGUAACAUUGAAAAGACAAGUUUAUUAAAAUACAGUGUGCCGGAUGGAGUAUCCGAUCCAGUAUCAGAAACUGUUGCUGAAAAGUCUACAUCUCAGCCUGCAAUUUCAGACAUUCUUUCUUAUGGAUUAAAAAAUGUGAAAAUUGAGUUGCCCAGAGUAAAUAUCCCCAAUGAAGUGACAGUUAAACAUGAAAUUGACAGAUACAUGAAAUUAUUUGGAUGUAAAGAGAAACCCGCAACUACAUUUUUCAUACAAGAGGAUAUGAAUGGUAGCUAUCCACACUGUUCUGAGAUUUUUGCUCCACAAAGUAAACCAGAACUGCACUAUGAAGAGGGAUUGAAAACGUCUGCAAAAAUACUGAACUUUAGCUGUACAAAAUGCAGAAACAACAUUCGAUACAGCCCAAAUGAUCUACAGAAACAUUUUCAGCUGCUGCACCAUGGAGAGUUGCCAUCUUACCCCUGUGAAAUGUGUAAUUUUUCAGCUACUGAUUUUCAGUCAUUUAAUCAACACCGUCGGACGCAUCGUAGCACUUUAGUGAAAUGUGAAAUUUGUAAUGAUGAACAUAGAUAUACACUGCUGGAUUUGACAAAACAUUUCACAUCUAGGCAUUGUGUUAAUGGUCAUUUUCAGUGUGCAAGAUGUAGGUUUUCUACCCUGGAUGUAGGCACAUUUGUUCAGCAUAUUCACAGGCACAAUGAAAUACAGUAUAAAUGUGAUAAAUGUCUACAUGUAAGUUUCUCAAAAGAAGAGUUUCAGAAACAUGUUCUUUCACACACUGGCACGUUUCCCUUCAGUUGUCAGUAUUGUAAUUACAUGACAUCAAGGAAAACUUACCUUAUAAAGCAUAUUAUUGCUUUGCACAGAGACCACCUCUAUGCAAAAGAUAAAAUGGAUAUAGAUAACAGUGAAAAGAAGAUGGAGACUUCAGCAGGACUAAAACUUAUUUUGAAAAGGUACAAAACAGGUGCUUCAAGAAAGGCGCUGUGGAGACGCAAAAGAAUUACCAGUAGCAGUUGCAGAAUUGAAGAAGAGAGACAAGUUGUUGAAAAUGCAAAGAAAAUAGAGCCUAAAUCUGAAGAGAUAAGCCAAUCUGCAAAAGAAACGCAGCUAAAUGAAGACCACAUGUUUCAUGGUGAAAAGCAUAUCCACAAUGGAACAAAACCCCCUACGGCUCUACAGUACAAUAGAGCAGAAGAUGGAUUAUGUUCCGGACUUGGGUUGUUGACAAAAGCUGUUCAUGGUCCUACAGUGUUGAUGGUGAAAAAUAAUAAAAUAUCUGUUCCAGCAAACUACAGUGCUAAAUUUAUGGGAUUCAAAAUGGUGGAUGGAAAGCAACACAUAGUAAUAAAACUUCUUCCCACAGAUAAACCAAAUUUGGCAGCAGGAAAUAAAAUCGAUGGGGUUAAAAAUAGUUCAGCAGAAUGUCUACAGCAGUCACCCAACAACUUCAGUUUACUUUCUGGUGCUGGGUCUCAUGAAAAUAAUCAGAUGUCUACAAAUAAUUCUGUUCACUCAUUAACAUCUCCAUUAUCUAAUCAAUAUUCUAAUCAAUCUUCAGGAAAAAUAAAGCAAGAAAGUAACAGCUAUUUUAGUUGGAAUACAUCACAAGCUGUUGUACCUCCUGUUGUGGUGGUAGGAAAGUAUGCUACUCAUUUUCCAGUGAAGUCAGAUACUGCCACACUUGGUUCUUGUUUGAUGUCACAGACUGGAACUAAAGAUAAUGUCUCUUGGAAGAAUAAUAUACCUCAAGAUCAUCCUCAGGUAUUAUCUUCUGCUGGAACAAAUAUGCUCCAUUAUGAUCCCAUGAAAAAAACUUUUCCUUCAGAAUUCAAAAUAAUGAAUGGUGAAAUGAACAGUAACAGUAAACACAAUAAUGUUUAUUAUCCAACUGAUUUUUCUAAUCAAACAACAUUGCCUUUCCAUAAUUACUCUAAAAUAGGCAUUCUGGAUACAUCCAAGGAGCUUAUGCCCAACAAGACCUUUCCUGUCUUAAGGAGUUCUGUAGGUGAAACUACAGCAUGCUUUCCACAGUCUGCAGCAGGGAUAAAUUUAGAAAAAAGAUCUUCAGUGCUACCUAUUUAUGGCAAUGUAAAUACCAAGGAGUCUCCAGUAUUUUCAACCGGUCAGUCUAAACGUGCAAUUGAUGGACAGUGUUGUACAGAAAAUCAUCAUGAUGGCAAGCGAUAUUUGAAUACUAGGUUAAAUCAAGUAUUGGAACAUGUAGCUGAAAAAUCUAAACAAGACAAUGCUUCUAAUUGUGUUAAUUCAUUUAUGCCUAAAAUAACAUCAGUUUUUUCACUCCAGAGUAAUCAGGCAUCACAUUAUUUGUCGCCAGAAGUAAAUCAGUCAUUACAAGAUGUAUUAAAAAGAAAACCAACUAUUCACCCACAGAAGUAUAUAAAAACUGAUUAUGAGCAAUCACUUUCUAAUAGUUCAGGUUGUAAAACAUUUACACACUUCAAAGACCCAGCAGUUAUGUGCAGCUUAGCCCAUUCUGCUGCUACAUUCAAAAGAGACCUAAAUGCGAACUGCAGCACAACAAAUGAAAGUUUAUAUUUUAAGAAUGAAAGACGGGUCCCAAUAACAUCUCUUAGAACGCAAGAAAUACAUUCAACUCCAAGGACAACAGGAAUUGGUGGAUUACUUAAAACUCAGACAGAUACAAUCAUAACACAACAGUUGGCAAAAGAUAAAUUGCACUACACUAUCCAAGGCCGUAAUGCUACCCGUCCGUCACUUUCAGAACAGAAAAAAGCAGUACUGCUUCAGUCAUCUCCAUCAAGAUACUUUGUUCCUUUGCGUCUUGCUCACCAACAAGGAUUACAGGUUAUUUCAGGAAAACCUUCUCUGAACACAAGUUCAUCAAAUACUCAGGCAACAAGAACUACAUCUUUACUUUUAAACAAAGGACCUGGAAUGAUUUUGACAUUUGGUAGUGGAUCACUUGGAACAAUUUCAAAUGCCACUGAAAAUAAUUCUCAGGUUUUAAGUAAAUUUCCCUCUAAAGACUGUGCUAAAGAAGCAGUAUCUGCAUCAGAGAUGGAGUUGAGAAUAGGUAGUUCCAGAAGUAUAAAAAAUUCCCUUGGUGUUAGUGCAUGUAGUGGAGCAGUAAGUGCUUCUUCAGUGCCACAUAAGGAACCACUUAAUGUUACUAAUUCAGGUGACUGUCAUGAGAGUGGAAUUUCCUCUGUGAAAAUACUUACUGGUUUUCAAGAUAGUAAAGUUGACUCCUUGGAGUCAAGAAAACAACAGGAGAUUGGACAAGAACAACCUGUUUAUGCACUUUUGCCCAAUGGCAGACAAGCGGUUUUUCUGAAAUGUAUGUCGCCAAACAAAUCCCUAGUACAGAAUCCUAAUGUUUUUCAUGGUACUGCAUGUACUCAAAAUACUGAACCAAAGAAACCUGGAGCAAUGCAACAGAAGCUUUUUUUGAAAAUUAAGACCUUCCCUGCUGCAGAGAACUGUCAACCAGUUAGCAAUGUUGUGUCAUCUUUCAAUAAUAUGCAUUCCUUUAAUAGCCCUGCGCUAGAACAAAAAAAGACAGCCUUUUCUUCUAGCGAUGCCUUAAUCUCUCCAGGAAAAUUGAUGCCAGCAAAUGCCUGUUUUUCAAGCUGUAAAUCCAAGGAUCCUUUCACUUCUGUAGAAUCUGUACAUUCCUCCAAACAUGUGAAGACACGGUCACAAAAAUGUCCAUCUGACUCUGUGCAAACAUUAAUGACCAACAAAGGAAGUGGUUUUGGAAGCCAAAUGUCAGCAGGGACUAUGACACACAAAAUUUCAAAACCUAAGCGGCAUUCAAAGCAAAGUAACAUUAAGGUUUCUACAGUUGCAGCUUCACAGAAGAACAGGAAUUUGAAGCGGAAAGCUAAGGAUGAUCUUCAGGAACUUCCUAGAAAGAAAAUGUUGCAUCGAAAGUGUAAAGAAAAAAAUCAAAUGGAUAUCAGUGAAUUGGAAUCCUUGAUUCAGACUCCUUGUAGACAAAAAGCGUCAAAAGACACUGUGAGGAUUCUAAAAUUACUUCCUUUUAAUUCUAAACAACUUGUCAAAUGCCCCCGAAGAAAUCAACCAGUUGUAGUACUAAACCAUCCUGAUGCAGAUGUUCCAGAAGUUGUAAAUGUUAUGAAGACUAUUGCUAAAUUUAAAGGACAUGUGCUAAAGGUUUCUUUGUCAAAAAGAACUAUUGAUGCUCUUCUGGAACCAGCAUAUUAUAGUAACAGUUUGUACAUAAUCACUGAUGAUAUCCCCCGAAGAAAGCGCAGAAUGCUGAAACCUGUUAGUCCUGUAAAAGAGAGGUUUGUUUUAAAAUUAACUCUGAAGAAGACUAGCAAAAAUAAUUAUCAGAUUGUAAAAACUACCUCUGAUAAUACACUGAAAACUAAGUUUAGUUGCUGGUUUUGUGGGAGGAUAUUUGACAAUCAGGACAACUGGGUGGGGCAUGGGCAGCGUCAUCUAAUGGAAGCCACUCGAGACUGGAAUUCAUUAGGGUAAUUUAUUAUGAUUAGUGGAGAAGGCAAAACAAAGUUAAUCUAAUUACAAAUUUUGGAUGACAGCAGUGUACUAAAUACAUUUUUUAAAGAGCAAGUUUUGUGGUAGCACCUAAAAUGAACAUGUAUGAAUUUAAAUUAAAUAGUUGCAAUUGCAGUGUAAAUUGCAUUUUGUUACUACUAUCAUGUCAUAUAUUUUUAUUUAGAAAAUGAAUUUCAGGGCUUUUUGUUCUGUAUAUAUUUAAAAUCAAAAUGUGUACAUAUUUUUGUACUUCAGUUAUUUGCUAUAAAUCUUGCACAGGAAUUGUAUUUUUCCAGCUCUGUGCAUGCACUACUAAAAAGGUUUUUUCAGCUACACGCAGCUAUUGCUGUAUUUUCCCUUGAUCUUUAAAAACAAGAACAAUUUUUUUUCUUUUCCAGGGAUUGAACACUGUUGUUAGCAAGUGCCUAAAAGAUGUGAAGCAGUUUACUUUUGUGUCAACUGUAUACCCAUAGGUCCACAUAGGACCAGGGUUCCUAACAGUUUCUUUUUAACAAAGCCAUAUGUGAAUGCUUUAAGCUAUGCACAUGACACUUGUACUAUUUCUGUGCAGUUUGUCUACUUUCUUAGUGGAGUAUUUUUCAUAUAAAUCAAUAAACAUGUUAUUGUGUUUAAGCCUGA
This is a messenger RNA of Eublepharis macularius, 5500 nucleotides long. RefSeq names its product zinc finger protein 518A (gene ZNF518A). Gene Ontology annotation, biological process: regulation of transcription by RNA polymerase II. The record is from RefSeq and is a predicted model, not a curated record. Gene Ontology annotation, molecular function: RNA polymerase II transcription regulatory region sequence-specific DNA binding; DNA-binding transcription factor activity, RNA polymerase II-specific. Gene Ontology annotation, cellular component: nucleus. NCBI's taxonomy places the organism in Eukaryota, Metazoa, Chordata, Lepidosauria, Squamata, Eublepharidae. The transcript has 4 exons. The coding region runs from base 329 to 4843 and encodes 1504 amino acids.